UCAGUUCAUUUUGAAAGGCACAACACCCAGCAGCCAACAUGAAGUGGCUUCUUCUGCUCUGUCUGUGUGUCUACGCAGUUCAGUGUUCAGAUUACGAUGAUGAUGAUGAGGAGGAUAAACCAAAACCCGUAAAGGUAUUUGACCCUCGCGGCCAUCGGCCCUUGGACAAAAAGCGUGAGGUGUACAACCCCGUCCGGAACGCCCCGCCUCCCAUCAGCGGGGGCAGUAGGUACCAAGGACGACCCACGGAGGCGCCGGUGGGACGGCAGGAGUAUGAGAAGCAGGAGCAGCCUGACGCCGGAGGAUGUACACACGCCUCGGAGGAGAUGGGGGAGCUGUGUCCUACAGGCUGUGAGCUGAAAUCAGCCAUUGUGAAACAGGAAAGGAACGUGAAGGGGGAAGUCAGCAAGCUGCAGAAAGAUGUCGACGACCUGUCGAGAUCUGCAAACACCAUCUAUAACUAUGUCGACGGCAUGUCAAACGCCCUGAGAGAGAGACAGCUGGUCUCCAACGAAAAUGGCGACCUGGUGACUCGGUACACAGAUGAUUUGGAGACCCAGCAUGCUUUCGCAAAGGAGGCCAUCACCACAGUAUUCCCGUCCAACAUCAGGAUACUGCAGUCGGUCUUGGAUAAGAUCCGGCUGAAGAUCCUACGGGUGGAGAAGGCCAUCCUGGCCCAGAAGGAUGGAUGCCAGGAGCCGUGCACCGUCUCCUGCCCCAUUCCCGUCGUCUCUGGUAAGGAGUGUGAGGACAUCUUCAGGAAAGGAGGAAAAGACUCAGGGAUGUACCUGAUUCAGCCGGACUCCUUCUAUCAGCCCUACAAGGUCUACUGUGACCAAACCACUCAGAAAGGAGGUUGGACUACUGUCCAGAACAGGAUGGAUGGUUCUGUAGACUUCGGCAGGCGUUGGGAUGACUACCGCAGAGGUUUCGGUAACAUUGCCUUCGACGUCGGCAAGGGCCACUGCAGCAACCCAGGGGAGUACUGGCUGGGUAACGAUCGCAUCAGUCAGCUGUCCAAGCUGGGUCCCACUGAGAUCCUCAUGGAAAUGCAGGACUGGUCUGGCAGCAAGGUCUACGCACAGUACCGACAGUUUACCGUACAGGGUGAGAUGACCAACUACAUCCUGUCAAUCGACGGUUACUCUGGAAACGCCGGUAACGGGUUGUUGGAAGGUGCUUCGACGCUUUUUGGAGAGAAUCGCACCAUGACCAUCCACAACGGCAUGAAGUUCAGCACCUACGACAGGGACAACGACAACUGGACACCCGGUGACCCAUCCAAACAGUGCUCCAGAGAAGACGGCGGUGGUUGGUGGUACAACAGGUGUCACUCGGCCAAUCCCAAUGGCCGUUACUACUGGGGUGGGUCUUACACCCGGAACAUGGCAAAACACGGGACAGAUGAUGGCAUGGUAUGGAUGAACUGGAAGGGGUCCUGGUAUUCGCUCAAAGCCAUGACUAUGAAAAUACGGCCAUUCUUCUCCUAGGGGUAGACUUAUGCACACACACACACACUAGGGCAUUGAACAUAAAUCCUGGUCCUGGGAACACAGAGAGGUACACAUUUUAGUUUUUUAUACCCUAGUACAACAUUAUCAUCUCAUCUACUUUUUAUCAAGCCUUUCGUGGAAUAAAACAAAACUCAAAUUGUGGACCCAUUUUGGUCCCUGGGACCAGGUUUGGGAAACACGUGUGAGAACGAACAAUGGAGCAAUGUGCAACUGUUAAUCAUAAAAGCUUGGAUGGUUAAUAAAAGAGAGAUUUUUGAUUAAGCGUAAAAAGAGAAACCACUGCUCUGUCUGUUUCCACUCUUGCCUGUGUGAUUGACUAGAAUGUGUGUGUUUUGAGACUAGGCCAUGGCAAAGUGAAUACAGUGUGUAUCACGCAUUCUACUCAAUAAAGAACAUUGAGGAACCUA
This is a messenger RNA of Esox lucius (northern pike), 1921 nucleotides long. RefSeq names its product fibrinogen beta chain (gene fgb). Gene Ontology annotation, biological process: protein polymerization; platelet activation; blood coagulation. The transcript has 11 exons. Gene Ontology annotation, molecular function: signaling receptor binding. The coding region runs from base 39 to 1490 and encodes 483 amino acids. NCBI's taxonomy places the organism in Eukaryota, Metazoa, Chordata, Actinopteri, Esociformes, Esocidae. Gene Ontology annotation, cellular component: fibrinogen complex. The record is from RefSeq and is a predicted model, not a curated record.